This is a messenger RNA of Stomoxys calcitrans (stable fly), 2246 nucleotides long. It is a transcript of the gene Debcl, whose product is annotated as bcl-2-related ovarian killer protein homolog B. Bases 1209 to 2138 code for a protein of 309 amino acids. The record is from RefSeq and is a predicted model, not a curated record. Gene Ontology annotation, molecular function: protein heterodimerization activity; protein homodimerization activity. The transcript has 5 exons. Gene Ontology annotation, biological process: intrinsic apoptotic signaling pathway in response to DNA damage; extrinsic apoptotic signaling pathway in absence of ligand; regulation of apoptotic process. Gene Ontology annotation, cellular component: mitochondrial outer membrane. NCBI's taxonomy places the organism in Eukaryota, Metazoa, Arthropoda, Insecta, Diptera, Muscidae.
GCGAAAAUAAUUCAAGAAUCAACAUCCAGAGUUUUGUACAUCGAUCGAUCGAUCGAUCAAUCGUUCUUUAGACGUUGGCCGGCACAUACGAAUGGGAACAAGAAAAAAAAAAUUGCCAUAAACUGGAAAAACGCACAAAACUCUCGAACAACAUUAAACGAAUGGAAGGCAAACAGUCAUAGUGUGGUAGGUAGAUAGGUCGCCUAUGCGUCUCUCAUUCGGCCAAGAGGUUUUGUUAUUUAUUUUUGUUUUGUUUUCUUAAGUUUUUGUUAUGAGAGCGUUUGAAUUCUCGUCGCAGUUUACUUUUUAAACCUUAAUUCGCUUCGUUGUCGUCGUUACCGCUGACGCCGCCGACGUCUUACUCUUUGAUUAACACUCGAUUUGAAUUUGUGUGUGCGUGAUUCUGUUUUAAUUCGAUUUUGUUGUAUUAAAGACAGGAGGAGGAAACUGAACAAAAAAUGUGAAUUUCUUUCUGCUUAGAAACUGAAUGACAGUGGACGGAGGGAGACACAGUAGCAAAGUCUAAAGAAAGCGUAACAAAGUUUAAGAAAAAAAAAACACGAUACCAAAAAUUUGCUACAAAACAAAUAGAGCAGGCUAAAACCAAAGAAAGCUCAUCAAACAUAAAGACUUUAAUAUAUACACAGACUUACUGGAAGAGGGCAAAGCCUCCCAAUUCCCCCACUCAGAUGAGGAAAUAAUGAUUUUGUAAAUCAAGUGCAAUGCUGUAUGCUGUUAAUCUAGAAAUACAAUACAGAAUCAAAACAACAACGUUGCAGCAACAAAACUAAAACAAAAUAGUCUAACAAAGCAGAUCUAAGGUUACAUGCUCACACGUAGCAGAUCAGCAGAACUGAAACGCAGUCGCCAAACAAAAAGCCAAGCAAAAAUCUAAACGAGCUGCAAACGGUAGCCCCAUUGCUGUGAGUAGUCAGGCAACAUUAUCUAUCCAGCCACAGCAUCCCGCAGCCCCACACGGAAACACCGACUGGCAGAUAGAUAGACCGAAAGACAAACAGCCAGACAACAAACAACAGGCCUCUCUCAGAACAACACCUAAACCCCUUGGCAAACGACAGAGAUCAGUUCAGUUGUGAAGGCAAAAAAAAACAAUCCACAUUUCCACAACAAACCGCUGAGUGGCCGCCUGGCUGUUUUGGACAAGCAUUUGCAACUGAAGCAACUGCAUCAUCAAACAGUCUUCACACAUGCCUUCGCCACCGUCCACGCCACGUUUACGCAAAACUCCACCACUGUUUCCGCCAACCCCGAAACUAGCCCGUGCCAAACUAAAAUCUUCAUCCUUAGAUCAUGAGAUAUUCCUAACCAAAACCACCAGCCGGCCUAAACAUCAUCUUAGACAAUUGCAGAGCAGCACUUCGGUAGAAUGGCAACAAUUACAAUCCUCCCUUACCAUACCACGCACCGGAUCGACUUCCUCAUUGGCCAGCAGUACAUUUCAAUAUCCAUUGACAGUGAAUAAUUAUCAUGAUUUCAAAAACGACAUCAUCAAUCAGGGAAAAUGUCUUUGUGGACAAUACAUACGGGCUAGACUGAGACGAGCAGGAGUUUUAAAUCGCAAGGCCAUACAAAGAAUGCGCAGCAUAUUGGAGCCAUCCUCUGAAUUGGUUUACGAAGUCUUUCCAGCCUUAAAUAGUAUGGGCGAAGAGCUGGAACGCAUGCAUCCUCGAAUUUACACAAAUGUCUCGCGCCAAUUAUCCCGCACGCCAUACGGUGAGUUGGUGGACAGUGAUACAGCUCCUAUGCUGCUAAAUCUGGUGGCCAAACAACUCUUCUCGCGAAGUACAGCGGAAAGGGAACGCAUCACAUGGGCCAAAAUUAUUUCAGUAUUUGCCGUAUGCGGUGGUUUUGCCAUCGAUUGUGUGCGUCAGGGUCACUACGAUUAUCUGCAAUGCCUGGUGGAUGGUGUGGGCGAAAUAAUCGAAGACGAUUUGGUCCAUUGGCUGGUGGAGCGUGGCGGUUGGUUGGGCCUGCAACAGCAUAUAAAACCCAAAGGGUCACAAACAUUCUCUUUUCUCGAUUGGUUAACUCUCUUCGUAGCGAUCUCAUCUGGUUUUUAUGCCGUAACGAAUUUUGUUAAACAAAUUGGUUGCAGAGUCUAUUCGUUAAUAUUUUAGCUUUGAUAAAAACCAAGUUAUUUCUACUUUUUAUAUUAAAAUAUUUAAGUCAAAAUUGUUAAAUAAUUGUAUUAAGUAGAAAAAAAAUUAAACAAAAUUCCUUAGUCA